Messenger RNA from Drosophila ficusphila, 1207 nucleotides. It is a transcript of the gene Gem2, whose product is annotated as protein Gemin2. Gene Ontology annotation, biological process: spliceosomal snRNP assembly; spliceosomal complex assembly. Bases 71 to 820 code for a protein of 249 amino acids. Gene Ontology annotation, cellular component: spliceosomal complex; SMN complex; nucleus. NCBI's taxonomy places the organism in Eukaryota, Metazoa, Arthropoda, Insecta, Diptera, Drosophilidae. The record is from RefSeq and is a predicted model, not a curated record. The transcript has 2 exons.
CACUGUUCGCCGGCUCAAAUGCGCCACCAAACAUUUUGUAAAAUACAAUAAGAUAAAUACCGAAAGUAACAUGCAGCAUGAUGCCGAGGAACAGACUUUCCAGCUCCAAGCACUGGAGAUCCGGGAACCGGACGUCAAUUUCGACCCUAAAAAGCCACCAGAGUCCGGAGAGGAGUACUUAAUGCACAUGUUGUACGAAAGGAAACGCUGUCCAGCGGUCGUGACCAAAAGAUCGGACAAAAUCAAGGAUAACGCGGGAAAUAACAACUUCGAAAUGUUGGAAAGCCCUGCCUUACCGCCUUUUAAGUGCCUGCUGCCCACGCCCGAAUGGCGCCAUGAACAAGUGAAAUCCUUUCAAGCAGCCCGCUCUCAGGUGUUAGUCCUUCGCCGAGAGUUGGUCAAUCACAACUACGAUCAGUCAGCAGAACCCCCUUUAACCUCAGAUCAGGAGAAGUGGCAGGAAUUCUGCCGAAAUCAACAACCCCUCUUGAGCACUCUUUUGCAUUUAAGCCAAAGCAACUUGGAGCACCUGCUGGAACUGCUCAGUAAAUGGUUGCAAGUUAAAGACCAGGAUAACAGCUCAUCAGUCGACCUCCUCCAAGAUGUGUGGCUAGCCCGCUGGCUUUAUGCCACCUUGGUCUGUCUGCAUCUUCCACUGGAACCGUAUGUGUUCAGCACCCUUCGCUAUAUCGCACGAUCCUGCAUCCACUUGAGGAAUCAACUAAAGGCGGAGGAAACUCAACGUGCAGCGCCCUACAAUUUAUUACUAACACUUAUUGUUCAAGUUUUUGAGCAAAGCGAUUUUAAGGAUUACAUUUAAGGUAUUCAUUUCUCGAUAACGUAAGCCGUAAUUUAAGCACAAACAUAAACCAAUUGUAUAGGUUGCUAAGCCAAGAAGCUACAUGGACAUUUUUAUUGAUUUUUUGAACUUCAAAAACCUUUCACCAGUUAAUUUUGAAUUGUUAAUCGUAAAAUGUAAUAACUUUUGCCAGAAAUAACAUAAUUCAAGUUUAAUAUUCAACUAAGAAUUGAGCGCCUAUUAGGUUACCGGUUAUUAUAAAAAAAGCUGAUUAGUUAUUUUCUUCAGUAACUGAAUUGAACUUUUUUAGUUUAAUGUUCUUUAAGUCAAUCUUCAGACUCAAGCUGUUAUAAAUAACAAUUAUGUAUGCUAAGUCCAAACAAACUCAUUAAAUUUUGUUCUGAUCUA